ACGACUACGACUACGACUACGACUGCCACCAUGCCUCCAGCUACCAUGCGCGCUGUCGUGCUCAAGGGCGACUACGAGGUCGCCGUCGAGGACCGCCCGUACCCCAAGCUCCAGAAACCAACCGACGUCGUGCUCAAAGUCACAUCGACCGCUCUUUGUGGCUCCGAUCUGCACUACUACCGCGGCCAUCUCAAGUGUCCACCGGGCUUCAUCUGUGGGCAUGAGUUCGUGGGGACGAUCGUCGAAAAGGGCGAUCAAGUGUCAAACUUCUCCGUUGGGGACCAGGUCGUCGUGCCCUUCUACACGGCGUGUCAGGAGUGUUACUACUGCGUCAGGGGCCAGGCCAGUCGCUGCUCCAAGGGCGAGUUGUUCGGCAACAGUGUCCCCGCGAACUCGGUCGACGGCGGGCAGGCCGAGUAUGUGCGCGUGCCGUUGGCGAACAGCACGCUUGUGAAGACCCCAAAGGGCAUCCCCGAAGAAAUGCUCGUCCUCAUGGCCGAUAUCUUCCCAACAGGCUACUUCGCGGCGUCGCGGUUUUUGAAGAAUCUGCCCCAACGCGACCGGGACGAAUUUACUACGGUGGUCAUCGGAUGCGGACCUGUCGGCAUCUGCGCCAUCACCUGUGCACUCACCAUGGUCAAGACCGUCUAUGCGAUCGAUUCUGUGCCGGAGCGUCUCGAGGAAGCCAAGAAAAUCGGCGCCAUCCCGAUCAAUUUGAACGACAACCCCGUCGAGAAGAUCAAAGCGGCCAGCGGCGGGCGUGGCGCAGACGUCGUUCUCGAAGUCGUCGGGCACUCUGACGCAUUUAUGCUGGCUUUCGACCUGAUCCGUCCGUGGGGCCAGAUCAGUUCCGUCGGCGUACACACCGAGAUGCUGCCCUUGAAUGGGCUGCUUUGUUAUGGGAAGAACGUGACCAUGGCGUUUGGCCGGUGUCCUGUGCGGAGUAUCUUCGAGGACGCGCUGGAGGUGUUGGUCAAGGAGCAGAAGAAGGUCGCGUUCUUGUGUGGGAAGACCAUGUCGCUCGAGGAUGCGCCACAGGCGUACAAGGACUUUGAGCAGAGGAAGGUGCACAAGAUCGUGUUCAAGAUGUCAGGAGACGCGGCCGGACAGAAUGUAGCCGACAAAGUGUAGGCAAGGCAGGAUAUCGUGCAGAGAAUGAGAAACGCU
Molecule: messenger RNA, 1167 nt
Organism: Exophiala xenobiotica
Lineage: Eukaryota; Fungi; Ascomycota; Eurotiomycetes; Chaetothyriales; Herpotrichiellaceae
Exons: 4
Coding region: 31-1131 (366 amino acids)
Molecular function (GO): oxidoreductase activity; zinc ion binding
Source: RefSeq, a predicted model, not a curated record